Molecule: messenger RNA, 1331 nt
Organism: Phalacrocorax carbo (great cormorant)
Lineage: Eukaryota; Metazoa; Chordata; Aves; Suliformes; Phalacrocoracidae
Source: RefSeq, a predicted model, not a curated record
AUGGCGGAGGGAACCGGCACCGGGACGGAGGAGCUGGCCUGGAGCCCCGGGACGGCGCCGCGUCCCCCGCCCGGGCUGGAGGCGAAGCUGGGCUCGUUGGUGCUGCUGCUCCUGCUGCCCCUCGCCUGCGGCCUCGCCCCCCUCUGCUGCUUUCGGCAGCCCCCCAGCUCCGCCGACGCCCGCAGCCCGGUGCUCAGCCUGGUGAGCUGCUUUGCCGGCGGCGUCUUCCUGGCCACCUGCCUGCUCGACCUCCUGCCCGACUACCUGGCCAGCAUCAGCGCGGCGCUGGAGGGGCUGCGCAUCACGCUGCAGUUCCCCUUGGCAGAAUUCAUCCUGGCCAUGGGCUUCUUCCUGGUGCUGGUGCUGGAGCAGGUCGCGUUGGCGCAGCGGGAGCCGUCGUCCAUCCCGGAGGAAACGCGAGCCCUCCUUCCCACCGGCUCCAUCCAAACCCCUUUGCCGCAGCCCCCCGUUCCCAGUGCCCGCGGUGCCGUUCGCGCCGGAUUGUUGGUGCUGGCGUUGGCGCUUCACUCCGUGCUGGAAGGGCUGGCGUUGGGGUUGCAGGAGGCCGAGGGGGCCGUGCUGCGCGUCUGCCUGGCCCUGCUGCUGCAUAAAUGCGCGGUGGCCUUCAGCCUGGCGCUGAAGCUGCUGCGGGGUCGCCUGCGCGCGCCGGCGGUGGCCGCCUGCUUGGUGCUCUUCGCCAUGAUGUCGCCCUUGGGCGUCGGGCUGGGGACGGCGGUGGCGGCGGGCGCGGGGCCGCGGCAGCGGCUGUGCCGGGGGGUGCUGGAGGGGUUGGCGGCCGGGACCUUCCUCUACAUCACUUUCCUGGAGAUUUUACCCCAGGAACUUGGCGUCCCCCAGCAUCGCGUCCCCAAAGUCAUCCUGCUCCUCGCCGGCUUUGCCCUUGUCACCGCCAUCCUCUUCAUCAAGAUCUGAGGCGUCCCCUCCCCACGUGGGACCCCCAGGAAGGAGGUUCCCCUCUGUGCAAGUGCCAAAGCGUCACUCAGGAGACUCUCCCCGGCCCCCACACACCCUGGAGGGGGGGGUCUGCCCGCGGGGGCCCCCUGUCCAGGGCAGUCCCUGUGCCUCAGUUUCCCCACCUGCAUAGGUGGACCGUGCUGACCUCCCCCCCCCCCACCCGUGGGACCCCCAGGGUGGGGAGGUGUGUGUCUCCCACCACCACCCUCCCAUCACCACCACCACAAGUGCCCUUAGCGCGGGGGGGUGGGGGGUGGGGGGGUGGUGUUGCCCUGGGAUGUGCAGCCCCAGCCCACCCCCCCCCCCAGACCAGAAAUGGGGUUGGAUGGAUGAAGUAAAUAAAGGACUGGACACGA